Messenger RNA from Arachis duranensis, 1051 nucleotides. RefSeq names its product glycine-rich protein A3. The transcript has 3 exons. The coding region runs from base 165 to 728 and encodes 187 amino acids. The record is from RefSeq and is a predicted model, not a curated record. NCBI's taxonomy places the organism in Eukaryota, Viridiplantae, Streptophyta, Magnoliopsida, Fabales, Fabaceae.
CGUGUCAGAGUUGAAAAAUGCACGCGUCGACGAACGCGUCUUCUUCUGUGUGCAUACCGCGUCAUCCAAGCUUUACUACGCUACCUAUAUAAACUCACAAGAUCCCAAUUUCUUCUCCUAAUUUCUCAAUUUCUUCUUCUUCAAUUUCAAUUCGAUUACAAAAGAUGGGUGGUGGGAAGGAUAAGCAUGAUGAAGGUGACAAAGGACUUUUCACAAACCUUGCCCAGGGCUUUGCUCAUGGAGGAGGACAUGGUUACCCUCCACAACAAGGGUACCCUCCACAACAAGGGUACCCUCCACAAGGUUACCCUCCACAACAGGGGUACCCUCCACAAGGUUACCCUCCACAACAUGGGUACCCUCCACAACAGGGAUAUCCUCCACAGGGAUACCCUCCACAACAGGGAUACCCUCCAGCUGGUUAUCCUCCUCAACAUGCAUCAGGAUCUCAUGGUGGCGGACAUGGCGCUAUGGGGGCAGUGCUUGCAGGGGGUGCUGCAGCCGCUGCCGCUGCAUAUGGCGCUCACCAACUUUCCCAUGGCUCUCAUGGUGCUCACGGCGCUCACGGCGGCUAUGCGCAUGGUGGCGGCUAUGGAUAUGGUAUGCCCCAUGGUGGCAAGUUCAAGCACGGCAAACAUGGCAAGUUCAAGCAUCAUGGUGGCAAGUUCAAGCACGGCAAACACGGCAAACAUGGUAUGUUUGGCGGAAAGUUCAAGAAGUGGAAAUGAAGAAUGUAUAAUCAUGAUACACACUACUAAUCGCUUGCUGCUGCCUAAUGCUUGUGUUGUUAAUAUAUAAAUAAAACCAUUACAUGGUAUGAUGUUUACUGAAUCCAUCAUCUUUUAUUGGUUGACCCUUUUUCAUUUUUUCCCCCGGAUAUAUCUGUACUUUCUUUUGGCUAUGACAAGACAAUGAUCGCUGAUUACCUUCCUGAAUUUCAUUAGAACAACACAAUGAUUGCUGAUAAUAUGGGGAUCCUUGAGGUUUUUUAUUGAUUUAUGCCUUUCUUGGCAGCAAGAAGCAAUAGAUUGAUUAGCAUGUUCCUUUGUUA